AUGAUCAUCACAGCAAACACUAUAAUACUUCUUGUUGUGUGCUUUGGAAUCCACAGAGCCGAGGUCUGUCAGGACAAAAGAUUCAACAUUCUGCAGAACAAGAACAACAAAGCGUAUCUCGACCCAUACAAGUUCCGGUCCUGGCCCAAGGACAGCGCCGGGAUGCAGAAUGCCGACAGCAUAUGCCCAAGGGGCUACACGUGCCUUCCCAACUACAUAGAGCCUCCAGUCGACAGGCCGAAAAAGCCCACGCCGCCUCCCCCCCAGGUGAAGAACUCCAAGUACCGUGCGAGCGCAUAUGCGCCAACAACCCCCCCGGGCGCAGGGUGCUUGGGCCUUGACGAGUAUGACGAGGUGGCAAUGCAGUCUUCGCAGACCCAGCUGUAUCUGGGCUCGUGCGAAGAGUGCACGGGCACCGCCCAGACAAAGCCCAAAAACGUAGCCAUGGUGUAUACCUCAUUCAACAGCCCCGAUGCAAAGUGGAAGCUUAUUCCUGUGGGCAAAAACUGCACUAUCAAGAACCUGGCCUCAGGCAUGUACCUUAGCGUGUGCAAGGACUGCGGGCCCUCCACCUUCAACAUGCCUUUGGCUGCGCUUUUUAGAGAGACCAUCGACAAAAACACAAACGACGAAAUGUGGAUUGUGACCAGAAAGAUAAAUGGAACGUAUGUUUUCAAGUCUGCCAGCACUGGCGGAUACUUGGGGGUCUGCGAAAAGUGCUUUGCCCAAAGCAGCACAAUCAGCUCCCCUGCCUCUGUAUUUACUACAUCACCCGAUGCCAGCUUCAUUGCCUGGUCUAUAAAUAUAGAUGCCAAAACCGGAAAAUACUCAUAA
Messenger RNA from Nematocida major, 834 nucleotides. RefSeq lists its product as uncharacterized. The transcript has a single exon. The coding region runs from base 1 to 834 and encodes 277 amino acids. The record is from RefSeq and is a predicted model, not a curated record. NCBI's taxonomy places the organism in Eukaryota, Fungi, Microsporidia.